Erinaceus europaeus (western European hedgehog) is the source of this 1570-nucleotide messenger RNA. RefSeq names its product short chain dehydrogenase/reductase family 9C member 7 (gene SDR9C7). NCBI's taxonomy places the organism in Eukaryota, Metazoa, Chordata, Mammalia, Eulipotyphla, Erinaceidae. The record is from RefSeq and is a predicted model, not a curated record. The transcript has 4 exons. Gene Ontology annotation, molecular function: oxidoreductase activity. Bases 20 to 952 code for a protein of 310 amino acids.
GUCACCUUGCUCCUGCCCUAUGGCGGACCUCUCCUGUAUAUACCGUUGGUUCAAGAACUGCAAUGUGGUUCGUAAUCUCUCAGACAAAUAUGUCGUCAUCACUGGCUGUGACUCGGGUUUUGGGAACCUGUUGGCCAAGCAGCUGGUUGACAGGGACAUGCGGGUACUAGCUGCUUGCCUCACUGAGGAGGGGGCCCAGAAGCUUCUGCAGGAUACCUCCAACCGACUACAGGCCUUCCUACUGGACGUCACCAAAUCCGAGAGCAUCCAGGCAGCAGCCCAGUGGGUGAGGUGCCAAGUGGGCGAGCAAGGCCUCUGGGCCCUGGUUAACAAUGCUGGUGUGGGCCUGCCCAGUGGCCCCAAUGAAUGGCUGACCAAGGAGGACUUUGUGAAGGUGAUCAAUGUGAACCUAGUGGGAACGAUUGAUGUGACCCUCCACAUGCUGCCAAUGAUCAAGAAAGCUCGAGGCAGGAUCAUCAAUAUGUCCAGCUCUGGUGGUCGUGUGGCUAUGAUAGGUGGUGGCUAUUGUGUCUCCAAGUUUGGUGUUGAGGCCUUCUCUGACAGCAUCAGGCGUGAGCUCCAUUACUUUGGAGUGAAGGUCAGCAUCAUUGAGCCAGGAAACUACCGCACCUCCAUUCUGGGCAAGGAGAGCUUGGAACAUCGCAUGCGCCAGCUGUGGGAGCGGCUGCCUCAGGAGACUCAAAAUAGCUAUGGGGAAGACUACUUCCAGAUCUAUACUGAGAAGUUGAUACGCAUGAUGCAGUUGGCUCACCUAGAUAUCACAGACGUCACCAACUGCAUGGAGCAUGCCAUUGUCUCCCGGAGUCCUCGAAUCCGCUACAACCCUGGCUGGGAUGCCAAACUUCUCUUCGUCCCUUUGGCUAAGUUGCCUACCCCUGUGACAGAUUUCAUCCUCAGUCGCUACCUUCCAGUACCAGCAGACAGUGUCUGAGUGGAGAGAGUAUGAAGGGUGGUUGGUGGAAUAUAGAGAAAGGGGGUGGGAGAAGGAACUCAACUUGGGUCACAAGAGGUGGUAUCUGACGUUCUGGAGGACUACUUGGCUGACACCCAAGACUAAUUAAUUUAUGACUCACUUCUCACAGAAGACAAGUGACUCUACCCACUCACUGGAGUCCUACAGAAGCACAAGAUUCAUGUAACUACAGCCUGGCCCUGGGAAUGUGUCACCCAAGUAGGAUAUUGCUUUUUUCUGGAUCUCUCUCAACAUCACCACUGGAAAUUAUUGUGAAACAGCCCAGUCCAGGGAAACCUCAACCACUCUCCAAUCAGGUCUCUAAAUAUACCUUCACCUUCACCUAUUAAACUAUUUAAAGUAUCAAGUAAGUCAGAGAGGGAAUACAAGAUGCAAGUAAAAAUUCACAAUAUUUUCUCUCACUUUAGAUUGCUCUGUUGACAGGUAGUCGAGAUCCAUAUGAAAUUACAUUCAUUUAUUUAAUCAUUACUGAGUCCGCUUUUUAAUAUUUGUUUAGUGCCCACUAUACACCAAUCAUUGUAUAGGUAAUAGAAUGCUAGAAAGAUAAUUAAAUCAUGAUCUUGUUUUUUUAUUGUU